CGCGCUGCUUUGCUUCGAUCACGCCCUCGACUGCGGAAGUGGAAGGAUGCGCAGAGCUGCCUGAGAGGAUCCGUGAGGAAUGAGAGCUCACACGUCGCGGUUUGAUCUUCAACAGCCCGGAUUCAUUUUGAGCCUUGUCUUCCUCCCUACCGUGUAGCUGCUGUCCCUCCCUAAUGCCUGUUUCUCCAGGCUAUGCACGUCUUAACCAAAAUGAGCCUAUGAACUCUCUGCGCAUCUCUGUUGGAGGGCUCCCAAUGCUGGCUUCCAUGACCAACACCACCGACCCCCGCUUCCGCAUCAAAUGGAAAGCCAUUGUGGUGGUUGCAUCAGCACUAAUCCUCGUCCUUCUCAUCUACAUGCAGCUUUUGCCCUUUCACCCCCAACCCAGAGGCAAAUAUGGUUUGAGGUUAAACCAUCAGGAGGUGAGAACGGAAGGCCGCUACAAUGACACAUACCCCCUCAGUCCACCAGAGCGCACGGCACAGGGCACACGCUACCGAAUAGGGGUCAUCGCGGACCUGGACACGAACUCACUCAGUGACAAGAAGCUGACCUGGUUCAGCUACAUGCUGAAGGGUCACCUCCUGGUGUCGGAGAGUGGGGAUACAGUGGCGGUUGAAUGGGAUCAGGACAGGGUGGUCUUGGAAAGUCACCUGGCAGAGAAGGGUCGGGGCAUGGAGCUCUCCGAAUUAGUGGUGUUUAAUGGCAAAUUGUACAGCGUGGAUGAUCGUACGGGUGUUGUAUAUAAUAUAGAUGGACUUAAAGCAGUUCCCUGGGUCAUAUUGCCAGAUGGGGAUGGCUCGGUUUCAAAAGGGUUUAAGGCCGAGUGGCUUGCCGUAAAGGAUGAGCACCUAUAUGUGGGGGGUUUGGGGAAGGAGUGGACCACCACCAAUGGAGAAGUGCUGAAUGACAAUCCUGAGUGGGUAAAAGUGGUGGGAUUCCACGGAGAUGUACAGCACCAGAACUGGGUUCCUAAGUAUAACGCUCUCCGCAGUGCUGGAGGCAUCAGCCCACCUGGGUACCUCAUACACGAGUCUGCAGCUUGGAGCGACACUUUACAACGCUGGUUCUUCCUGCCACGACGUGCUAGCAGCGAGCGAUACGAUGAGACAGCAGAUGAGCAGCGGGGAACCAAUCUAAUGCUCAGCUGCUCGCCAGACUUCCAGGACAUUAAAGUGAGAAACGUUGGGCCCCUGAACCCUACGCAUGGCUUUUCAUCCUUCAAGUUUGUCCCCAACACAGAUGAUCAGAUUAUUGUCGCCCUAAAAUCUGAGGAGGAUGCAGGGAAAAUCGCCACUUACAUUGUGGCGUUCACCCUGGACGGCCGAAUCCUGCUUCCUGAAACUAAGAUUGGCGACGUGAAGUAUGAGGGACUUGAAUUCAUUUAGUGUCAAAUGGAUUGUAUGAAGGUAAAUACAUGCCAAGCACUGGUAAAUACCUUCUUCUAGAUGAUAUACAUCUAGAUGUGGACAUUGAGGUGUCUUUGUUGAAAUAGUUGAAUGAUGUUCAAAUAAUGCCAACUGGCUAUUGGCAGCCAUUGCCUAAAAUGUGGUUGUGGUUAUAGAGACUAAACAAUCUAGUACAUGUUAUACCUUUAUUUUGAGAGACUUAUCAGAGCCUUCAUCAAAAAAAAAAAAAUUAUUGCCAUUUUCAACAAUGACCUUUAGUGGUUUCACGCCAGUACUGUACUUACCGUGUAAUGAAUGUAACAGAAUGAAUGAAGUGAAGUGAUAGACUAUAGUACAUGCAUAAAAUAGUUUACUCUACACACAUUAUUGCAGAUGCCAUGUGGUUUUGUUUGAAUGUUUUUUUUUUUUAUCUUGCAUUUUUGUAUUUUACUUUCUUGAUCAAUGUCUUAAGCAGAUCGGCUACUUUUAAAAAGAACUCUGAACUGUCACAAAAUCAACUUUACUUAUUGAUGGACCAGAGCUAUUUAUUUGUUGCUGCUGUUUUUUGUUUUGACUUUGUUUGUUUGUUUUUGUGAAAACAACACAUUGAAGGUUUUUAAGAAAGAGUUGAACCUCAUUUCAUUUUAUCCAGUUGUUUGAAUCAACCUGUUUAUAUGGUUUUAGGGAUUUUGUUAAAAAUAUAAAAUAAAAACAAAAAUCACAUUUUAUUUGAAUUCACAGGAUAUGUGGUUGUAGACAGUUUUGUUUAUUUAUUCAUAAUCACUAAAUAGCCCAAUUAAAUAUUUGGGUUUUCUUAGAGAUUUGGCAUCUUAACUUGAGCCAGUAAGAAAGCACCCAGAAAAUUUUUCCAUAAGCAUUUAGCACUCCCUGAGACACCCAAGUGGUUAGCUUGUGUGAUAGACACCCCUCUGCUCCAACCUUGAAGGAUCUGCCUGUGAGAAUGGACCAGUGAAGAGCAGUACCAGCAAUGCUCCUUUCUGAGAGAGCAUUGUUGGUUUUCAGAAAGCAAUUGUGCCGACUAGAAUACUGUACACACUAAAAGUAAAUAAUAUUACAGUAAUAAGUACACAGAAAAACCCCCAUGUUAAAUGAACUCUUCUGAGCUUGAGUCCACACUCAAGAGUGUCAAAAAUAACACUGAAGCAGCGUUACAGUUAAAGAGAUAAUAAAGUGAUUAAGUGAUGAUUGACGAUUAGUUAAGGGAUCUGAUAUUAACAAGCAGAAUCACAGAAGGAAAGAGUCAGCACUUUUAACUCACCAUUAUGGUGAUCAGUGUUAGUUUAGUUGGGCUCUUGACCCUUUACUUUUUAACAGUCAUUUGUGUUUUGCUACUGUAACCGAGUUAUAGCUGCCUCACAAGCCAAGAGAAAAUGAGCAGGUGUGGUCAGGUCCACGAAAAGCAGACAGAGCAUAGGGGAAAACCAUGUGCAAAGUCCGUUUCAGGAGACAGAUCAGUAUUGAGAGAUCCAAAACUGGCAACCAGAACCAAAGGGCUUGAGAGAGGUGGAAGAGCUCUGAGGCAUGCAGAGAGUCCAGAUGCUGGGUAGAGCAGAUCUUUAAUGGGGGAACCGGGGUAGAAAACAGGAUUAAGACAGAGCUAGACUGGGAAAGCCUAGCACACGAGAGCUAGAGCAAAUGGCACAAGUCACAAAACACUCUGGUGUAUGACACAAAACAAUUUGGCAAAAAACAGGAAAGGAAGCACAAUAAAUAGGACAGAUUAUGGGGGAAGUAUAUAAAGAACAGAUGAGCAUUUAACAGAGCAAGGGCUGUGUCUGCAAUCACCUCCUAUACCUGUAAAUAGAGCACUAUUUGAGGGUACAGCCAUUUGUAGUGGUCUUUAUCUUGUGCACUUGAUAAAUCCUGUAAUGCAAUGCAAUGCAAUAAUAAGUGUACAACCCAUGUACACUCAACAGCUACCGAGUACCCAUAAUCCACUAUGAGGGUCAUGCCCCAU
Messenger RNA from Onychostoma macrolepis, 3366 nucleotides. It is a transcript of the gene cant1a, whose product is annotated as calcium activated nucleotidase 1a. The transcript is spliced from 4 exons. The record is from RefSeq and is a predicted model, not a curated record. The coding region runs from base 174 to 1388 and encodes 404 amino acids. Lineage: Eukaryota; Metazoa; Chordata; Actinopteri; Cypriniformes; Cyprinidae. Gene Ontology annotation, molecular function: GDP phosphatase activity; calcium ion binding; UDP phosphatase activity. Gene Ontology annotation, biological process: proteoglycan biosynthetic process.